UGUGAGGCGGGCGAGGCGGACCCUGCUCGCUGCACCGGAGAGGGCGCACUGCAAAGGCGGGCAGCCGACCUAGGAGAGCCCGCGAGUGGAGUUGGACACCCACCGAGGUUAGAAAUGAGGUAGCGGCCGUUCCCAGAGCGGACCAUGGGCGCGUCCCGCCCGCGGAGACCAGCGCUACCUUGGCCAAGCCAGCCGGGACAGUGAGGCGGCCGAGCGCGAGUCCCAAUGAGCGGAGAUGCAGUGAGCGGCUGCCGGACUGCUGUGCGGGGCCCGGCGCGGCCAGCCGGACCUGCCAUCUGACCGCACUUUGGGCAAGCUGCUGAUUCUGGGACCAGCCCAGCUUAAGGGCUCUCAGUCUCCAGCACCCCUUGGGGUAGGGAACACUGGCCCUGCGGCACACUCACUGUAGAGUUCCCGAGAUUUCUGGCCCCAGGCCCGGGGUUUGUGUGUGUGCCAGGGGCCCCUUUUCACUCUUGCUGGGGAGUCCCUACAUAUUCUCGCACCAUUCCAGGUGCUUUUGAUGGGGCUCCCUUUAUUUAUUUGCACGCGCGCAUCUCGUGUCUUUCUAAGACAUUUUGCUCCACUCCCGUUCCCUCUUUCUUUCCUUUUGCUGCUUGCCUGAGACUCUGCCCUGGUCCUCGCCCCGGCUGGGGUAGUCUGUGUCUGUGUGUGUGUGUAUGUGUGUGCGCGCGCGGGCUUUCCCCCUCCCCCAUUUUCUUCUCUUUUAAAAAUUCUACCCCCACCUCCUGCGGGAUUCCUUAUACACAUUUCUCCUCCUCUCCUCCCAACUCCCUACCACUGGGCCUCUCCCAGCUGAGUUUUAUUUUUCGGUCUUGCCCGGGCCGAGGCGGGUGGCUUAGCGGGGCUCGCAUCCGGCGCUCCGCCGCCGCCGCCCAGUUGUGCCGGGGCGCCCUUCGGAGAUGCUGCCGUGGAAGAAGCACAAGUUCGAGCUGCUGGCCGAGGCGCCGCCGCGGCAGGCGUCCAAGCCCAAGGGCUACGCUGUGAGCCUGCACUACUCGGCGCUCAGCUCGCUGGCGCGGGCUUGCCCCGAAGGCGCGCUUAGCCGAGUGGGCAGCAUGUUUCGCUCCAAGCGCAAGAAGCUACAUAUCACCAGCGAAGACCCCACUUACACCGUGCUCUACCUGGGCAAUGCCACCACCAUCCAGGCGCGCGGCGACGGCUGCACCGACCUAGCCGUGGGUAAGAUCUGGAGCAAGAGCGAGGCCGGCCGUCAGGGCACCAAGAUGAAGCUGACGGUGAGUGCGCAGGGUAUCCGCAUGGUGCACGCUGAGGAGCGCGCGCUGCGCCGGCCGGGCCACCUCUAUUUGCUGCACCGCGUCACCUACUGCGUGGCGGACGCGCGGCUGCCUAAGGUCUUCGCUUGGGUGUACCGACACGAGCUAAAACACAAGGCGGUGAUGCUGCGCUGCCACGCUGUGCUGGUGUCCAAGCCCGAGAAGGCGCAAGCUAUGGCCCUGCUACUCUAUCAGACAUCAGCCAACGCGCUGGCGGAAUUUAAACGCCUCAAGCGGCGGGACGACGCGCGUCACCAGCAGCAGGAGCUGGUGGGCGCGCACACCAUCCCGCUAGUCCCGCUGCGCAAGCUGCUCCUGCACGGACCUUGCUGCUACAAACCGCCGGUGGAGCGCAGCCGCAGCGCGCCCAAGCUUGGCUCCAUCACCGAAGACCUGCUCGGCGAACAGCAGGAGCAGGAGCUGCAGGAGGAGGAGGAAGAGGAGCAUCCGGUGGGCUGCCUGGAGGAAGAGGACUGUACCGGGGAGGGAGAGCCAGGACUGGAGGAGGCCGAGGCGCAGCAGGCGCUGGUGGUGGCCAUGCACUUAGAGUGCGGGGACUUGCUGGACACGCUGGAGAAUGGCCGCGAGGAGGCGCUGGGGGGCGGCGGGGGCUCGAUGGGUCCGGGAGCCGGGCCUCCGCCUCUGCCGUUGGGCAGCGCCUCCGACAUGAAGGCCGAGCUGUCGCAGCUUAUUAGCGACCUGGGCGAGCUCAGCUUCGGCAACGACGUGCGCACCCUGCAGGCGGACUUGCGGGUGACGCGCCUGUUGUCGGGCGAGAGCACCGGCAGUGAGAGCUCCAUCGAGGGCGGGGGCCCAGACGCCACCUCCGCCACCACCGUCGGGGACUCGCCCGGACCCCCCGAUAGCGCCAGCCUGGACGAACCCCAUUCGGGCUGAGCUCCCUGCAGACUCUUUUGUACGCCCCCGGCCGUCUGUAGUCGGACAGCCUCCCUGUUCCCUGCCCGCCCCCAGGAAAGGGGAAAUGGGGCAUAGGAGGCCCUGACCUACACCUAGGCCCAGGCCGAGAAUUCCCCCUGGCUGCUCCCCCCUUCCCUCGCACCAACCCUUUAGGUUCUGUUUGAGGCGGACUCAGGUUGCGUUUGGGGAUGUGGACAGAUUUAAGAGAGGGGAACACCCUUCGAGAAGGGAGAGACCAGCCUUCUGCGGGGGGAUGAAGGAAGGCCGGCAGGGCUGAACUUAGCAAAAGACUCCCUUGCUGGCCAGUUUCCUGUUUGUGGGGCAGCUGAGGCCUGAGGAGGAGGGGUUAACUUCCUCCCCCUGCCCCCUGGGAGUGGCCUUGCCCUGUCAUUGACAUGUCAUUGAAAAAAAAAAAAAAGAAUCUGCUCUCAACAACGUUUGCGACUUCAAUGCCACCCCUUUGCUCCCAGUUCUUUUCGGUGCAAGAGCUUGGGCUGUUUACCUCAAGACUCAAACCCUUGAAAUUCUGCCAAAUUCCUCAAAUAACUGUUGGGGUGGGGGGCGAUGAAAGAAAGUUGCAUUUUGUUUACAGUUAAAGACAUCCAAUAUCUGGAAAAGGAGUUUUCCUUUAGAAACACACACACACACCCUCUCCUCUUGCCCAAAAGAUCUCACUCCAUGAUACUGUGUAAAAUAUUUUUGCACUGUUGUGAAGUAUUUUUGACAUCUUUAUUUUGUACAUAACUGUGUUCUCAGAGCCGAGUGUUUAUAUCUUUUGCUGUGCAAAAGAAACAUGUAAAUUGUUGUUCAGUUGUAUAUACAGAAAUGUGUAUAAAACAUUUUGUUAUUUUUUAAAAGUA
Molecule: messenger RNA, 3073 nt
Organism: Nycticebus coucang (slow loris)
Lineage: Eukaryota; Metazoa; Chordata; Mammalia; Primates; Lorisidae
Gene: FAM43A
Product: family with sequence similarity 43 member A
Exons: 1
Coding region: 921-2192 (423 amino acids)
Source: RefSeq, a predicted model, not a curated record